Messenger RNA from Chelonus insularis, 1184 nucleotides. Its product is annotated as alpha-tocopherol transfer protein-like. Gene Ontology annotation, cellular component: membrane. The coding region runs from base 207 to 1097 and encodes 296 amino acids. The transcript is spliced from 5 exons. NCBI's taxonomy places the organism in Eukaryota, Metazoa, Arthropoda, Insecta, Hymenoptera, Braconidae. The record is from RefSeq and is a predicted model, not a curated record. Gene Ontology annotation, molecular function: phosphatidylinositol bisphosphate binding.
CACAAACCGGUUCAGCAAUCGUUUGAAUCAUUUCUCUACCAUCUGUGUUGCUAAUACUUUCAUUUAAUCUUUGCUGAUAUUUAUUAACUUGUCAAAAAAUAGUUCUCCAAUAAGAAACAAUUUAUAUCAGUUAUUCUAAUGAUUAGCAUCAAUCGACGAAGCCAGUCUUUCACAUGAAAAACGAAAAAUUUUAAUUUUCUCAUACAAUGGAGCUAGGACACACUAUUGAAGAUUCUAAGAGAAAUUAUCCAGAGCUUACGGAUGACAUGCUUAAAGAAUUACGAGAUUGGCUUGAAGAAAGGGGUGUGUCUCAAAUUCCCGAUGAGAAAAUAGCUAUGUUUGCUCACAGCUGCUAUUUUGACAUCCAGGCAGCUAAACGAUGUAUGGGUGUUUAUUUUCAUUUAAGAACAACUGUACCAGAAUUUUUUAGUAAUCGUGAUCCUCGUUUAGAUAGUCUCCAACAUUCAUUACAAGCUUUACAAUUUGUGGCCUUACCAAAACCAGAUAGAAAUGGAAAUCAUAUUAUUUUUCAUCGACUCAGUGACACUCGACCAAAUCAAUAUGUAUUUAAUAAUGGAAUAAAACUACUACAGAUGUCUGUUGAUGCAAAUCUUUAUACUGAAGGAUGCAGUCCAGGAUAUAUAUUUUUAUUUGAUAUGCAAGGUGUACGUCUAGGUCAUCUAACACGACUUUCAAUCAGCAGCAUCCGAAGAUUUUUUGAAUACAUCCAAGAUGGUCUUCCUGUAAGGUUGAAAGGUAUUCAUGUACUCAACGUUGUUUGGUUUAUGGACAAAGUUUUAGCACUCAUAAAACCCUUUAUGAAACGUGAGUUAUUUGACAUGCUCUAUCUACAUACUGGAGAUGUGUCGGAAAUUUAUGACUAUAUACCUCCUGAAUGUUUGCCUAAAGAUUUUGGUGGUGAAUUAGACUCACUGAGUAUUCUUCAUGAAAAACAUUGUCAAAAAUUAGAUAGCUUAAGAGAUUAUUUCUUAGAAGAGGAACGUUUAUUUCAUGGCUGGUGUUCAUCAAAAAAAAAGACCUGCUCAAAAACUGAAGAAACUGAAGAUGUAUCUAAAAAUAUAAUUUAUGACGGUUGAUGAAAAAAUAAGUAAGCAAUAAAACUUUUUAACAAAAUACUUAUGAGUAUACUAACGUUGUUCUAGUUUUAUGAAAAUAAAUUUUUU